Molecule: messenger RNA, 1736 nt
Organism: Miniopterus natalensis
Lineage: Eukaryota; Metazoa; Chordata; Mammalia; Chiroptera; Miniopteridae
Gene: RSAD1
Product: radical S-adenosyl methionine domain containing 1
Biological process (GO): porphyrin-containing compound biosynthetic process
Cellular component (GO): cytoplasm; mitochondrion
Molecular function (GO): 4 iron, 4 sulfur cluster binding; coproporphyrinogen oxidase activity
Source: RefSeq, a predicted model, not a curated record
AUGACGCUUCCCCGGGGCCGGGCCGGGGCCCGGGCCUUGGCCUCAGCGGCCAAAGUGGCCCAGAGGCGCCGCCUCGUGGAGGACGCGGGGAGAUCGCCGAGUCCUGCGACCUGGAGCCGGCGCGCCGCGCUCUAUGUCCACUGGCCCUACUGCGAGAAACGCUGCAGUUACUGCAACUUCAAUAAGUACAUCCCCCGAGGCGUGGAGGAGGCUGCGGUGCGGAGCUGCCUGGUGACUGAGGCUCAGACGCUGCUGCGACUAAGCGGGGUGCAGCGGGUGGAGUCUGUGUUCUUCGGUGGGGGCACACCCAGUCUGGCCAGUCCCCACACUGUGGCUGCUGUCCUGGAGGCAGUGGCCCAGGCAACUCACCUGCCCGCGGACUCCGAAGUCACACUGGAGGCCAACCCCACUUCUGCCCCUGCCUCCAGGCUGGCAGCAUUUGGGGCAGCAGGAGUCAACAGGUUGUCCAUUGGCCUCCAGUCCCUGGAUGACACUGAGCUCCAGCUGCUGGGGCGGACACACUCAGCCAGUGAUGCUCUGCGGACACUGGCAGAGGCCCGGUGCCUAUUCCCUGGGCGCGUAUCUGCGGACCUGAUGCUGGGGCUGCCGGCACAGCAGGUGAGGCCGUGGCUCAGGCAGCUGGAGGAACUGCUGCUCCACUGUGAUGAUCACAUCUCCCUCUACCAGCUGACCCUGGAGAGGGGCACUGCCCUCUUCACCCAGGUGCAGCAGGGUGCCCUUCCUGCCCCAGACCCUGAGCUUGCUGCUGAGAUGUACCAGGAGGGACGGGCAGUCCUUCAGGAGGCUGGCUUCCGCCAGUAUGAGGUCUCCAACUUUGCUCGGAACGGGGCGCUUAGUACCCACAAUUGGACUUACUGGCAGUGUGGUCAGUAUAUUGGGGUUGGACCUGGGGCCCAUGGGCGCUUUAUACCCCAGGGGGCCGGGGGCCUUGCUCGGGAGGCUCGGAUCCAGACCCUGGAGCCUGACAACUGGAUGAGGGAGGUGAUGCUGUUUGGCCACGGCACCCGGAAGCGCUUCAUCCUGGGUGAACUGGAACUGCUGGAGGAAGUUUUGGCAAUGGGACUACGCACAGACGUGGGGAUCACUCACCAGCACUGGCAGAAGUUUGAGCCCCAGCUGACCCUGUGGGAUGUGUUUGGAGCAAGUGAGGAGGUGAACACGCUGCUGGAGCAGGGCCUGUUGCUGCUGGAUCACAGGGGUCUUCGGUGUUCCUGGGAAGGUUUGGCUGUGCUGGACUCACUACUGCUGACCCUUUUACCUCGACUCCAGGAGGCCUGGCAGCAGAAAAACCCCUCCUGUGUGCCAGGAGGGUGACAGAUGUCCCUGCAUUCCAGGACAGUAUCCCAGAGACUUGAACAGUGAGAACCCAUGUGUCCCAUCUCCAUGAGACCAUCCAGUUCCUGGGACAGAACUGCAUUCUACAAAGAAAAGGAUUUGAAUAAUAAAAUUGCUAUCGACUGAGUGUGCCCCCCAGAAUUCAUAUGUGGAGACCUCAUCCCCAAGCUGAUGUAUUGGGAGGUGGAGCUUUGGCAGUGAUUAGAUCAUGAGGAUGGAGUCCUCAUGAAUGGGAUUAGUGCCCUUUUAAAAGAAGACCUCAGAGAGCUCCCUAACCUCAUGUGAGGACAUGGAGAGGAGACACAGAAUCCACUGGCACCGUGCUCUUGAACUUCCCAGCCUCUGAAACUGUGAGAAAUAAAUGUUUUUUGUUUAAGCCA